GAGAGCUCUGUCUCUGUGGUUGAGCUCUGGAGAAAACAAACCAACAUGUCUGCUCUCACGAAGUCUUUCACGUCGGCUGGCAGAAGAGUGUUCUCCAGGUGUACAAGGCAACGUUCAUCAGUGACAACUGAGCUGAUGGAAAACAUGGAUAAGAAAUCAGCAUGGGACCGCUUCUACUCUGAGACCAGCACCAGGAGUCCCAACUUCAAAAACUUUGAGUGGUUCUUUGGUUUCGAUGCUGUGCAGGACUUCAUCACUCCCCUCCUGCAGACUGCGUCCCUUUCUCGCCAUCCUGUCCAGGUCCUGGACAUGGGAUGCGGCACAUCUGCGCUCGGCCCCUCCAUCUACAGAGACUCCGCUUUGCCGGUGCGAGUCACCUGCGCCGACAUCUCCCCCGUAGCCGUGCGGCUAAUGCAGGAGCACAUCCGGGCCAACGCUGUCCGGCCUGGCAACGCUUCCUCUCAAAUUCAGUUUUUAGAACUGGACUGCACCCGGCUUGACGGCCACUACAGCCCCAGCAGUCUGGAUCUUAUUGUUGACAAGGGCACCACAGACGCCCUGUUGAGGUCCAAGGAGGGGGCGGAGAAGGCGGCCUCGGUGCUGAGGCAGUGUCUGAAGGUGUUGCGGCGCUCCGGGUCCCUGCUCCAGUUCUCAGACGAGGAUCCUGAUGCCAGACUGGUGUGGUUAGAGACGGCCGCUCAGGGUCAGGGGCUGGCGGCGGCAGACGUUGGGGUGCAGGAGGUCGGGGUGCUGAGGGGUGUGUGUUACUACUGUUACCAAGUGACUGCUCAUCAUGAUGUAAACAAAUAAAAUUUUAAGUUCUUAAA
Messenger RNA from Gambusia affinis (western mosquitofish), 827 nucleotides. RefSeq names its product citrate synthase lysine methyltransferase (gene cskmt). Lineage: Eukaryota; Metazoa; Chordata; Actinopteri; Cyprinodontiformes; Poeciliidae. The record is from RefSeq and is a predicted model, not a curated record. The transcript is spliced from 2 exons. The coding region runs from base 46 to 810 and encodes 254 amino acids.